GUGUUUCCGUCAGUCUGCCUCUCUGAGCACUGUACAGAUUGCAGAAGUUGUUGAACGGGUCACCCUGGUGUUUUAUUAUUUCUUUUCAAUGUCCUACGUUUUUUAAAAUUCGGCAUUGAGUGCCAAGUCUGAGCAUUGCCUUUUUAACGUUGUGUUUUCAGAGGCUGCAAAAUAAUUGAGGGGAACUCCUUGAAGUUUUUUUUUCGUCAACUGACUGCAGUUCAGCGAAGUUCCUACAAUGGCUACAGAUGUGCACAACAAGACAGGGACUCUGAAGCAAAUUCAUUGUUCUCAGUCACUUCCUGGAACCCCACUGUCUCUCAAAUCUUUUCCUAUUCAUCUCCCUACAUCCAUGGAUGGAAAGUAUAAGGAGAUCGCAGAGGAACUGUUCACCCGAUCUCUGACAGAGAGUGACAUGAGGACUGCUCCUUAUGAAUUUCCAGAAGAGAGUCCCAUCGAACAACUGGAGGAGAGACGGCAACGGUUGGAACGCCAAAUUAGCCAGGAUGUGAGACUAGAACCAGAAAUUUUACUCAGAGCCAAACAGGACUUCAUGAAAAUUGACAGCGCUACAGAUCUACAAUACUACAAGGACCAAAUUGAUGCCACAACAGAGAAAUAUCCUGAAGAGCAGGAGAAUGAUCUUGUUCAGGAAUUCCAGCGAGUUCGCAUAUCUGGAGAAGAGAAAUGUGGGGUCCCUUUCACUGACCUUCUGGAUGCUGCUAAGUGUGUCGUCAAAAGCCUGUUUGUUCGCGAGAAGUACAUGGCUCUGUCUUUGCAGAGCUUCUGUAAGACAACUAAGAGAUUUCUGGAGCAGCUGGGAGACAGGCAGUGUCAAGGAAACUUGCAUGAUGAAAUGCUGGAAGCCCCCAUUUCACCCGAUGCAUCUACCCAUUCACCAUUUGCUGAGGAGCAUCCAUACAAAAACUGUGACCCAGAUAUAAUGCCUGAGGAUACUGGGUUUGGCUGCAAAAUGAUUGAUGGAGUCACCCAUGUGUACUCUAAGUCAAAUAUUAUGGACAAGUCAACAGAACUGGAUCUGCCUUGCCCAGAUCUCCAGGAGUUCACUGCGGAUAUGAAUGUUUUAAUGGCGUUAAUAAUUAAUGGACCAGUAAAAUCCUUCUGCUAUCGACGGCUGCAGUAUCUGAGUUCUAAAUUCCAGAUGCAUGUUUUACUGAAUGAAAUGAAGGAGCUGGCUGCUCAGAAGAAAGUACCACAUCGAGACUUCUACAAUAUUCGCAAAGUUGAUACCCACAUUCAUGCAUCAUCCUGCAUGAACCAGAAACACCUGCUUCGUUUUAUCAAGCGUUCAAUGAAGAAGAACCCAGAUGAAAUUAUUCACGUGGAAAAUGGAAAAGGACAGACCCUGAAGGAUGUCUUUGAGAACAUGAACCUCACAGCGUACGAUCUCAGUGUGGACACACUAGAUGUGCACGCGGAUCGAAAUACCUUUCAUCGAUUUGAUAAAUUCAAUGCUAAGUACAACCCAAUUGGUGAAUCGAUUCUUCGUGAGAUUUUCAUCAAGACCGAUAAUUACAUUGAAGGCAAAUAUUUUGGUCACAUUAUAAAGGAAGUGAUGGAAGAUCUUGAAGAAAGUAAGUACCAGAAUGCGGAGCUGCGCUUGUCUAUAUAUGGUCGUUCCCGGGAUGAAUGGGAUCGACUGGCAAAGUGGGCAGUGAAACACAGAGUCUACUCCAACAAUGUGUGCUGGCUGGUGCAGGUACCACGGCUUUUUGAUGUCUUCCGCACAAAGAAACAGCUGAGCAACUUCCAGGACAUGUUGGAGAACAUUUUUAUUCCCAUCUUUGAAGCGACAAUUAAUCCCCGCGAUCACCCAGAACUUCACCUGUUCCUUCAGCACGUUGUGGGCUUUGAUAGUGUUGAUGAUGAGUCCAAACCAGAACACCACAUCUUUAAUGCAGAUUGCCAAUUACCCGUGAAUUGGACAGAAGACGAUAACCCACCAUAUGCCUAUUACCUUUACUACAUGUAUGCUAACAUGACGGUCUUGAAUCAUCUCCGCAAGAAGAGGGGAUUCAAUACAUUUGUUUUACGGCCACAUUGUGGAGAGGCUGGGCCUAUCCACCAUCUCAUAUCUGGAUUCAUGCUUUCUCAGAAUAUUUCCCAUGGUCUUCUGCUCCGAAAGGCUCCAGUGCUGCAGUAUCUCUACUACCUGGAUCAGAUUGGAAUUGCGAUGUCCCCUCUGAGCAACAAUAGUCUCUUUCUGAGUUAUCAUAGAAACCCACUGCCAGAGUAUCUGUCCCGAGGCCUAAUGGUGUCUCUCUCUACUGAUGAUCCUCUGCAAUUUCACUUUACCAAGGAGCCACUGAUGGAAGAGUACAGCAUUGCUGCCCAAGUGUGGAAGCUGAGCUCCUGUGAUAUGUGCGAGCUGGCACGGAACAGUGUAUUAAUGAGCGGCUUCUCUCACAAGGUGAAAGGUUACUGGUUGGGACCAAACUACCAAAAGGAGAGUGUUGAGGGCAAUGAUAUCCGUCGCACUAACGUUCCGGAUAUUCGGGUUGGCUACCGUUAUGAAACGCUGUGUGAAGAGCUGAACUUGAUUACACAGGCAUUGAUCACUGCGGAACAGUUGGAGAAUAAUUCCAUAAACAUGACGCCAGUAUCUGAAUCACGAUAAACCACUUUUACAUUAAGUGAAUGAAGGCCUUCGCAUGGGAGGCCAGAGCUGUUAAAACCAAUGUAAACUGGACACCUGUAGAAUGCUAGAACAUCUGGCAGUGUUUACCCUCACUAUAUCAUUAAUACAUAUUAUUAUUACUAGGAGCAUCUGAAAUGGAAACAAAUUGAAAACCUCACCCUUUAGUGCACACACAAGAUUUUACCUUUCAUUGUACUUGUUUUACAAUAAUGUGUCAGUUAUUUAAAUCUAGUUGCCUGUUCCUUUUGAUGAUCUUUUAGCCGGAAUAUCAAAGUUAUCCAGGGUGAGGAAGUAGCGCAUAUGCCAGAUUACUUAUCACAUGACUGUGACCAUGUCCUUCAUUUGGCUUCUCCUCAAAAGUUCUACCUCCCUGCAUUCCAAGAGGUGCUAUGGUUGUACAGUAAAACAUGCCUUUGCAGCCACCCAUGUUAGUGACCAUUAAAAUUCAGGCACUGUUUCGAUUUUUCCAUUAUUGCAUUUUUAAAAAAAAAAAGACAUGACCAGUUAGCAUGUUACUCCUGUAGGCAUGAUGUGACUAGGAUGUUUAGAAAUUGAAUAGGUUUGAUUAUCUGAUGGAAGUUCAGUGAACAUCCACAUUAUAUAUGUUUGCUGUUGAAUAGGGGUCCACAUGAGCACUCUGAGCAAUCCUUUUUUUCCUUCCUGUCAGCAACCUGAUGGUAAUUUCAGGCUUGGUUAAGUGUUAGUGCUCUUGGGCUUAAACCAGAAGAUUGUGGGUUCAAAUCCCGCUCCAGGGCUUAAGAGCAUAUUAUUUAGAAUGGCCCUCCGAUGCAGGGCUGAAGGAAUGCUGCACCGUCAGAGGUGCCGUUUUUCAAAUGAGACAUUAAACUGAUUUUAAUUUCUGUUCAUUAACAGAUUGACAUAUAAGAAGAGCAAGGUAGUUCUCCCCAUAUCUUGAUCAACAUUUAACCAUCACCCAACUUCACCAAAAACAGAUUAACUGGUAAUUUAUUUCAUUGAGCAUGGCAAGAUUCCACAAAAAGCAAUUUGGCUAUUUCAUUUGCCUACAAAAUAACAAUGAUUAAACUUCAGAAGCAAUCUCCAAGUUAUAAAGCAUUUGGGACAUCCUGAGGACUUGAAACGUUCUUAAGGUGUACUUGGAAUUUGACCUCAUCUUGAAACCUUCCCCUCCCCCUCAUGGCCCACCAAUAAAAUAAAUCUAAAUUUGAUUUGUAAAUCAGGCGUGGGUAACAGUAACUAGUCCAGGACCAUAUUAACGUGGAGCUGGUCAGCCUGUGGCCUCAUACAUCCAUUACCUGAACGUAUUCCAAGUUCUCUAAACUCAUAGAGUUCUAAACCAAUUGUCCUAAAUAUAUUGCAUGUGAUAGUGUUGACAGAAUUAGGUGAUUUAUGGUAUUUGUGUUAAAUAAUGCACCUUACACAAAAAAAUGUUGAGCCCAAUUUUAUAUAUUUAUUAAUUCAUUUGUAUAUUAAGUCGAGCAAUCUGUAGGCUGUUUUAAAUCUGCUGGAAAGUUGCCUAGUAUUGCUGAUGAAGCUUCUUUGAUCAAACUGCUGUUUGUACAUUUGCUCAGCAUUUGAGCUGAGUGUUCUGCUUCCUGGUAGCCUUGCAAAGGUAGAUGCAAUCAGCUUCAUUCCAGAAGAUGUAGGUUUAUUUGCACUAGGUUAGCUUAACAUCUUUGCCGCUCAUACAAUUGAUGAUUAUUGACUGAAGCAUGGGGAACAGUGGCUGAGAAUCAGUGUCUUAUUGCUGCAUGGUAAAAUACUGCCAACACGCCUCUGUAAUUUCCUGUUAAAUGCUGAUGUGCACAUUAUGUUUAAUGAGCCCCAUAUCCACCUACAGUACCUCAGAAAUACAUAUCAUGACCGUGUUGCAUUUGACAGUGAAAAGCUAAAUCCCUGAUGCCAAAAGAACACCUUUGUAAAAGUUGCUUGUGGCCUUUUUUGGAUGGUAAUUUUGUUUCAGCUACUUGUGAAAAUGAAACUCAGAUAGCAAUUGUGCAUGGACACCCGUGUUCAUGUUUGCUGUUCAACUCACUGGUACUGGAGGACUAAUUGUUUAAAGCCCAGAGCCAGAAACUUUUCAGGAGGAAUUUCCUGCUUUUCUAAGUGGAAGAGAGCAGUGGAUUAACCUUUCUGUAAUUGCUAUUUGCUUUAAAAUCUAGCUGUUUCAGUGAAGCUUAUUUAACAUGUAGGUUUGGUGCAAAUGGUAUAUAUACUAUGUAGUGCAUACCUCAUAUAAUGUACAGUUCCAUUCUUUCACAAGGCAGCAUUUUGUGUGCUAGUAAAAUUCAGUCUUAUGACUGAACUGAAGGUGAAACCCAGCAUGCAACAAAUCAUUAGAGCCAGAAAGACAAUUGUUACUGUUGAAGGGAAGAUACUUACCUGAAGUCUUAUUGGAUGGAUGCUUUGCUUUGCUCUUGUGGUACAGGACAUCAGAAUCCUUCAAUAUUAUUUACAACCUUAUGCCACUCACAUAAAUCUUCUAUUGCCUCAAUUACAGGUACCCUUAAUAGAUAUCCUCAAACUGCCUAAAAGACAAUGAAAUAAUUGCCUCAGUGUUUGCAUGUUUGUCUGAAUGCUAUCACAUGAGGAAUGUUUCACACCUAUGAACUGUUUUUUGUUGGUAUAAAACCAGCUUUUACAAAUGUAAUUUAUUGUAAAAAAAAUAGUAAAUAAUGUUAGGAUACUGAGACUAUUUUGGCGUGGGAUAAUAGAAUUUUAUAACCAAGCUGAGCUUCAGUGAUGUGAUUUACAUUAUUGUCUAAAGUUCUUGUCUGUUGCAGUCUUGUAAUGUUAACUAACUGCACUUGCUAGUUGUAAAAUAGUGGGAAUAAGAAGUUUCACAUCAGUGCAUAUAUAAUGCAACUUAUUACUUGAAAGCAAAAUAGUCAGAUCUAUGUUUGGGGACGUGUGGAAUUUCUGAGUAUUACUAAAGGACAGCCAUCAAGAGAUUACUACAACAUUAAGUACAGUAUACAAUGUGGGUCCAGCAUUAUUCAGAGUACAAUCAAUAACCCAAUCAGUUACCUGACAGUGAUUUUAUAGUACUGGUUCAUAAUUAAUGAGUCUGGAUCUUUGUAAGUCAUUAAAGAUCAGAAACAAGAGUCUUCACGGAUUGUUGCAGAGUUCCCCCAGCAUUUAUCACAAAGUAACAUGUACUUCAGUACAAUAGACAGUAACCAUGCUGUAGUUUAGUAGAAUAGUGGGAAUAGAUUAGGUGGCUCAUAUGGGGUGAGGAAAAGCAUCGGCAAGGACUUGAUGGCUCCACUGACCUGUCUGCGCUAUAACAUCCUGUGAUUCUAAGCUAUUCAUAAACAUAUUUUGUGCAUUUGAACUAAGUCAGCAGUUGCUCUACACUGAUUGGAUUUAUACAGAGCCUUUGAAUAUUGUCUAAACAUUUUAAGAUUAAUUUGUCCUGCAUCCAAAUUGAUGCAUUUUUUAAAAAAAAAUUAAAUAGCUUAACUACCCUCUUCAGAUGCCCCACAUCAUUCCCAAUUGUUGACUUUCAGAUAGCCUGCCACAGUUUCUGCUAAAGUGCCCUAUAACCAACCUUUUAAGAGGGAAGGACGAGUUAAAUUAACAAGAGAUUUUAUUUUCCUUCUUAAUUCUCACUGCCUUCUUGCAUGGGUAUACCUCAUCUCAGCAUUGCCUCCGACAGCCUUGCUGGUAAGUAACAAAUCACAAGCCCAAACCUAAUUUUAAUCCUGAUUUUUAAAUUCUAUGAGUGAUUUCUUGUAAAAGCCUGGAAUCAUCCAUGGUUCAAUGUUUGCAUGUUUUGGAGACCAAUGUAAUGAUACUUGCUCAACCCAGAUUACACACAUUUGAAAAACAGAUGGGGAAGUACUUUGUACAUCACUUCAUUAUGAUGUCUUUUUCAGCUGGAACUUGUUCAGCCAGUGCUGCUCAUUUUUAAGGAUAUAUACCAAUCAGUGCUCAAGUGGCUAGAAUUUUAGUUCUAUACAUUUUAUAUUAUUUCCAAGCUUUUUUUUUUUAAAAAAAGUGUUGCCUAUCGUACUACAGGUCAUCUCAUGCAGGCCCUAAAAUAAUUUUUACUGCUGGAAGUUCCCAUUGUAGCUGAUUGGCUGAUUAUUUAAAUCCUUUAUAUGGAAUGAUAUCUAUUACUAAAAGAUUAUAAUAUACAUCUUUUAAGUGUCACUGUUCCCCAUUGUACUUUCUUGAGAAGACCCUUCUAGUUAGAGUGUUCAUCAAGAGAUCUGCUAUUAAAUGGAAGAAUUAAAAAUGGCAAGAAGAGCUGAUUCACUGUAUUACUGAUAUAGUAUAAUAAUGCUUUAAAUGUAGCACUCAUCAUGUUUUUAAGAACAGGUUAUUCAAGUUAGCUUUUCUAGAUUAAAACAUUAGAUUAAUGCAUGACAAAAUAGUUAACAUUUGAAAUAGCUAAUAUUUUGACUGUAACUCUAUUGGAACUUUUUUGUUGUUUACAUAUCAGAUUUCCAGCAUUUAGUUUCUAUUUCUAUCUCUAGUUUUUCUAGCUAUUCCAGUCAGUAUACUCUGAUUUGGAUCCGAUCAUGUUUCGUCAAGACUUUAUUAGUUGAACAGUUUGAUGUGUAUAAUCUGAGAAAUGUAACUCCUUGUCUCAUUCUUUGGUGUAAUUGUGGGUUCCCUUUACAGGCAGAUAUAAGCAGCUGUGCUAAAAGACUAAUACUCUGGUUGUCUGUUCCAGUCAGUACUUGGCAUCCAGAGUCCAAACACAACAAAUUCAGCUCUGAAGCAAGUCAGGUCUAUAUUAUAGAGCACAAAGACUCCUCUAGAAUAGGGAGUAAAUUAAAACUGUUAUUUUGUACAUUGACCUAUUUGUCUGACAAUCCCACAUAAUGAGAUUGUCAGGUAUGUACAGCCAAUAUAUUGCUUUGAGGAAAGUUGACUUUACUGGUUCAGAAAAAAAAACAAGGGUGGAAAAAAUUGCGCAAUAUCAUAAGUUCCAUUUCAUUAUUGGGCAACAAAUGUUGGCCGAGCCAGAGAUGCUGACAUCCCAUGUGAAAGAACUUUAAAAAAAUCUUCCUAUGGCUGAGAAAGUCCUUUAUGAGCAAAACAGACUAGAAAUGUUCCAAAUUCAAUCCCAAGUGUGCAGAGAUGGAGCAACAAUAAGCAUUAUAGCUGCAGCAUCCCUGAAUUCAGAAAGCGAGUUCUUUUUCCCGAUGGUUUCACAGUGACCCCUACUGGCAGCCUAUUUGUGUGGCUCUUGAGUGAGGAGAUGAUUAAUCUGAGCAGUCACUGAUUUUCCUCCAUUUCUCCAGUCAUCUGCCACAGUCAAAUUGCUCCAAACACCCAAUGUUGAAGCAUAAUGACCACUUAACCAUGGUAACAGAGAACACCCGCUAUCUGGUGGAACUGUACCUCAGUAAGAGAGCCAUUGCUUUCAGAAAGAAAAAUGGAGAUGAGCACUGGAGAACAGGAGUAAUUUGCGAGGAAUGGUAGACAGGAGAAGAGAGUGGAAAAUUAUUUUAUUUAACUUAAUGCAGCUUUACUUAACACUUUUGUGUUUCACUGUUCUGUGCAAUGCCACUGAUAAUUUGGAGAGUUAAUUUAUCUUCAAUGUGCAUUGUUCCAUGCUGUUUAUGAAAUUCAUCAUAAUUGAGUGUCCCAUAUCAGCAAAUCCUUUAAUCCGGACUUUUCAAAAGUUUGGCUAAAUUGGUAGAUAUCUUAAUGUUAGUUUUGUUCAUUUUUUAAAAAUCCAAGCUAGUUAACUACCCGUGGUGUUCCCUGUAGUCAGUUGUUUCUAUAAUAUACAGAGGACGGGGAUAGAGACUGCAAAAGUCUCUCCGCAGAACCACCUUGUGACCAGAGUUUACAAAUAUCUUUGACAUAGCAAAAUUGAACCGGAAAUGUUGUUGACAAGGUGUGACCAAAAUUUGUGACAAUGGGUUUACGGACAAGGAGUGUGUGCUGUACCCAUGAAUUUACAAAUAAAUUAAAGUAUUGACUAUAAUUAACACAGACCACAUCAGUUUUUGGCAUCUCUGUUUUGCUGCAUUUAAAUAUAUGCAAUCAGAGUACCUUCUACUGCUGUUAUUUAAUCAAAAUGUAGAGGUAGUCAUCCAGGCACUAUAAAUAGAAUUAAUGCUUCAAGACAAUUUAUUUGUUUCAAACUAACUAAACUAAUAGACUUGCGUUGAAAAAUUAGUGUGUACAGUCUGAAGCCCUGUAAGUUUGCCAAGAGAAUUUUACAUGUUCAAAAUUAAAUUUUUGCCGCAAACUGAGUUAUACAUAAUAUGUGAUUGUAUUUCUCUGGACGUUAAAAUUUUAUUUAAGUUACUUAUGUCACUCCUAUUUGAGGUGAGAAGCAUCAGCAUGCUGGUGGAGACUGGUUAACAUGGAAAGAAGACCUGUUUGACAGGAUUUGGGCAAUGGGAUGUUCUUAAACAACCUUUAAGGUUUGCCAGCUAUGUUUGUUCAUAUUAGUUGAUCUAAAAUUAAAGAGUAAAUCUACUGUCUGUCAACACACUUUUCAACCUCAAUCAGUUAUCGCAUCCCUUGUUGGAAUUCAAGGCUCAAAAGUCCCAGAACUCUAUGAUAAAUGUUACUUUUAUUAUAAGUUCAGCCUGACUCAGUUAGUAGCACUCUUGAGUCAGAAAAUUCCAUUCCAUGAGUUAGGCACAUAAUUUAGGCUGACCACUUAAUGCAGUAUUGCUGAAGUGCUGCAUUAUUGGAAGUGCCACCUUCUGGGUGAGACAUGAAACCAAGGGCACCCACCUGUUUAGGUGAGCAUUAAAGCCCAUGCAAACAUUCAAAGGGGAGCAGGAAAUUCUCCUUGUACACAGGCCAACAUUUCAAACUCACGAAAAACAUCUUAUUUGCUAUAGCAUUUCACUGUGUACAAUCGCCUGUGGCAUUUGCUUACAAAAUAAGUGACUCCACUUGAAAGCUGGUUGUGAAGCACUUCAAGAUGUUGAGGACUUGAAAAAGAAUGAUAAUAGAAAUAACUUUUUUUCAUAAAAUGUAUUAUGCCUGGUUUAAAAAAGAUAAUAGCAGAAGUGUGUAAUUAUUGUGAUAGUCGACAGAGCAGGGGAAGCUGUCGCUUUUGAUGGAAUCAAUGGUCAGUUUUUAAAAUUUUGCUAUAAUUAAUUUGAUAGGUUAACUUAAAGAGUUUAGAAUUUUUAUCAAGACUUUAUAAAUGCUAAUUUUAGUUAAGUCUUUAUCAUCUGCUGUGUUGUGUUUGACAUUGGUCUUCAGUUUUUCAUUGCUUUGUAAACAUCUUAUUCCUUUACUGUUUACCUGAAGAUCAGCUUAGUAUCAGAGAUGGCUGCUACGGUUUUUAUAAGCUUCACUAGCUGCACUGGAGAUAAGCCAUAUUUAUACUCCACUGUGAAUUACAUAGAGGCAGUAGUGAUGCUUUUGCAUAGUGUUUCUCUUGGGUAUGAAAUUGAUAAGCAAGGGGGUGAAAGGUUAUUGGGAGUAGGCAAGAAUGUGAAGUUGAAAUUAAAAUCAGAUCAACCAUGAUCUUAUGGAAUGGCGGAGCAGGCUUGAGGGGCCAAGUGGCCUACUCCUCCUAACUGGUAUGUGAAAGUGCUAUUAUUAAAACACUAGAUCAGGAUAUAAAUCAUCUGUUUGAACAACACACCUGGCUUGUACUGUUCACACUGUAGUUUACUCAUAUAUUUGUAUUCCUUAAAUAAUCCAUAGCAUUUAAAAUCCUUUUCUGAAUUGCGAUUGGUUGGAUUAAUUUGGAAUUCGGAGUCUGAUUUUUAAAACGAUUCCUGGUUCAUGACUCUCUUGGGCAAUCUUAAGACAUCCCGCCCAUCGGAAAAUCCAUGGGUUCAGGUGUAAUGGUGAUUCUAAACCUUGUCCGAUUUUACUCGGCAUUGAGAUCAUCUGAGAAUGAUAUUGUGCAGUAGGUGAAACUGACAUUCUGCCCUAUCCCGUGCAUUUCCUGCAUUUAGCAAGGAGAGGUACUUGCUUAUGAAGUGGAACUACAGUUCCAGCAAAAUGCUGUUUUGUACACUAAGGACCAGGUUUAACGUUUUGUUUCUGACUGUGAUAAAUGUCAAACUUGAAAUGGUUUUAGCACAGAAGAAAGGAGUUAGUUUCCCGCUAUUUUGUAAAGCUUAUAUUCUCAGGUUUGCUGAGUUGAGUCUCGGUUCUUCCUUCCCACAUUUCCUAUUGGUUAUGAUAAUGUGAGAAGGCUUUGUAAAUGCCCACAAGAAUGGGGCACAUCAGCAGAUUAUGGCAAUUUUUGUGGAGCACUACUUGUAGUAGGUGAGUUUAGCAAUGACAUUACCACUACAGGGUUACACUGUUGCUGGGAUAUUUGUGCCAGUAUUCUAUUUCUGAUUUGCCUUUCUAUGAGGGUGUUUUGUCAAGGGAAUGUUGAAAGAAAUUCUGAAUCAAAUUAUUUGCAGUUUGUAAGUCAUUGUUCUCUCUGAAGCUAUGAUGGUGUCAGCAGUAGUGUGAGGUCUCUGAGAUAGAGAGUACUUGGUAUGCAGUGCUACUUAACUUGCACACAACUGCAUUCUCCACUAUUGGGAGUAUUACAGUAAAUCAUUAUAUACUGAAUAUUAUGAGAAUUGUCAUAGACUGUAAUGGAAGCCUUGAGCAGUUAACAGGGGAGAUGAAGUCCUUUAUUUGUUUUUGCUGCACUGUGUGUUCCAUGCCGCAACUCAUGGUACAACUCAGGUAAUAUUUUUGUGGCACUUUACCUGUUACCCAAUUGUUAAAACUGCUUUUGUUGGAUUUCUAUCCAAAAGUAAUUUGUAAUGUUGGUGUGAUUUUUGGGUCACAGGUAUUGCCAGCAGUUUUUAAUAUUUCUGCGGAAUUACUCAUAGAUUCUAUCAUACUGUUAAGAGACUUGAAUACUUGUUUAAAUACCAAUGCUCAUGCUGGUUAAAUACUUGUUGUUAAGUAUCUUAUGGUUUUUUUUAUUACAAAGUACUGGCCUCAUUUUUAAUUUUUGUUGUUUACUGUUCCAUACAAAUAGCACAGCACAUUGUACUUCACUGCACAAAGAAUGCUAACUCACACCUGAAAGAAUUAUGCUGUGUAAUAGUUGUUCUAGCCAUGACUAACAUACAUCAGUGUGCUCUGGCCUUUUUUUUUCGCUGCUUUUUAUGGUUGGUUCAAAGACAACUAUGUAUUUUGCUUUUUUUUCUUGUUCCUCGAUGUUGAUUAGCUUGACAAAAAUGCUGAUUUUUACACACCAAAUGUGAAUGGAAGGCAAAUUUUAAAAAUUCUGAUUUCCCAUAUCAUCAAGCCAAACUCGCCUAAAAAAUGUAGGAAUGCACCUGGAAAGGUUUUGGUGGUCUUUGAAACCUGUUCACAAAAAUAUAAUUAUGGUAUAAAUUGUGAUGAACUUGUAAAUGUGCAACCAGCAUAGAUUCCCCCCACACGCAACUGACCAGUGCAUUACAUACUAGAAUUUCAUGCUUGCAGCCAGAAAAUGGUGACAUGAAAUUGGCAUAAAUUGACUGCUAUGGACCUAAAGUUUAACAUGUGUGCAUGGCCAUAUGUGUUGUUACUGUGAUCUGUCUGCAAAAACAAAUGUAUGAAUUACCAGAUUUUAAACCAGGUACAUAUGAAACAAUGGAAAAACUAUGUGGACCUCCGAUUGAAACGUUGAAUUUUGGUAACCAUUUUGCAUAGAAGCAGACCUAAACAAAUGACUGUCAGAACAUUAGCCUGGAAAUGUAAGACUUUAGGAUAUUUGAAUAGUUUGGUGCUGUUGUUUCUGGAUCUGUAAUCCAGGAACUGAGUUCAAAUUCUACAACUGAUUGAUUGAAUUCAGUUUAAACAAAAACUUCUGUAAAGGAAAAGCCCAAUUGCCUAAUGUUUUUUUCAGGAAGAAAACCUGCUUUCUUAAUCUUAUCUGGCCUAUGUGUAAUUCCAACAGGAUUGGCUCAGCAGGUCAGCAAGAAAAACCACAACUGCCAUAUUCUCGGGGCAAAUAGGCAGCUUUGCCAGAAAUGCCCGUAUUCAUGAAUGAAUAAAAAAGAAAUACAGGCCUGUAUUUAUUUUGACAGUAUUUGGCAGCUCUGUAAUAAUAUGGUAAAUAAGGAUUCAGUAAUUUGUCUGAUCUGCUGGAUACCAUCUGUUGUUUGGGUAUGUUAAUGCCAGUUUUGCACUGUAAUGUGACUGCUUGUUAAUUCUGUUAAUUGAGACUGCUGAAAAUGUAAUUAUGCUGAAGUAUUGCAUUAAAGAAUUGUUCAAAAGUU
This is a messenger RNA of Carcharodon carcharias (great white shark), 12801 nucleotides long. RefSeq names its product AMP deaminase 2-like. Lineage: Eukaryota; Metazoa; Chordata; Chondrichthyes; Lamniformes; Lamnidae. Gene Ontology annotation, molecular function: AMP deaminase activity. Gene Ontology annotation, biological process: IMP salvage; AMP metabolic process. Gene Ontology annotation, cellular component: cytosol. Bases 239 to 2638 code for a protein of 799 amino acids. The record is from RefSeq and is a predicted model, not a curated record. The transcript is spliced from 18 exons.